UGAAUCGUUGACCUUCCGUUCGAUGAACUCUUGCUUUUAUAGAAAGUGAAAAAAAAUCUUAACAGAAACACUUGGAAGAAAAGUAGGUUUUGGCCUUUUGGUAAUUGUUGGUUUGUACAGGUAACUUACAUGGUACAUGUACAUUGUUUCCUAUUUAUUUAAUUGAUUGUAACCUUCGAAUAUUUGAUUUUGAAAGUGAAUAUUCUAAUAUUUGAUAAUCAGUCAAAUACCCAAAAUAUUUAAAUAAUUGGCAAAGCUGUAGUCCUACAUGUAUGGGAUAUGCUUCAUGCAUAAUUAGACACAGGGAAAAUUGCACCAUGCCAUCGGUCACAGUCCCAUUGUGGCUUUCUUCAUUUUCGUUGAUUUUAUGUGUCACGUAUACAUAUCGGUAUACAGAAAUUAUCAGGUGUACAGGUACAUGUAGUUGACAUGUGUUUAUGUGUGGGAUAUAAGCAUGGAGUUAAUGUAAGACUGUGCACCCAGACAUACAUGUACAUGUACAUGAUGAUGUACAUUGUGUCUAUUCUGCACAAGACCCAACAAAAAGCAGUUGAUUCAAGGGCAAAAUAAACACAGACUAUCAGCCUUAUCUCCCAUCAGAGGGAGAUGGAACUUGUUUAGCAACUUUAAAGACCUGAGUACACCCAGCACAGUGCACAACUGUUUGCUGUGCAGUGCACUAUUAAGGCCUUUGUGCACGGUGCUCACAGUCCAAAACACUUCACUAUUGUGAGACUUUGCUCAGGAGUUCCAGUCAUCCUGAUAGAGAAACCAAAUUCGAAUCUGCUGAUAAAAUUAACAAGGACAAACUGGCUGCCUGAAUGCCCUGAGUGUCUCUAUUGACUUCACUGGCAGAAUAUGAAGUCGCAGAACAAGAUAAACUGAGCUUGGGGACUAUGAUCCAAGCCAGCACUCCGUGGGAUACAUCUCAGAGUUCCGGUUCAUCCCCAACCAGACAGAGGAGCUAGAGCAGCAAAUCACCCAGCUACACCAGAAACUCAAAGGUAUGGAGCCUGCCAAGGCCGAGGUGAGCUUCCUGGAGCGAGCCCGCUGGCUGGACAUGUACGGUGUGGACCUCCAUCCUGUCCUGGGGCACAACGGUGUAGAGUUCUACCUUGGCCUGACACCCUCGGGCGUGGUGGUGUACAAGAACAAAGCCAAAGUUGCACGCUACUUCUGGCCCCGCAUCGCAAAGGUCCACUUCAAAGACACAGAGUUCAGUCUGGUUGUGCUGGACAAAGAUGGGGUGGAAGAUGAGUGCAUCUUUCGCCUGGCCAGCAGGUCAGCCUGUAAGCAUCUCUGGAAGUGCUGUGUGGAGCAGCAUGCCUUCUUCCGCCUCCCCAAGGCAGGGGAGGAGUCCCCUCACCAGCGCAAGUUAUCCUUCACAAAGUCAAGUUUCCGACACAUUGGCAGGACUCAACGGGAGGCAUUAGAAGCAGCCUCGACGCUGAACCGACCGGAGCAGCAGGUCAUCCGAGCGCCGAGCCGCAAGUACCACCGACGGCCGUCCCAGACAGAUAUCUCACUGAAGAAUGGUAUGGCGUCAGAUGACAUGUGCUUGGACAGCAGUCCAUCGAGCCCCAAUGGAGUGAUACUGAGACUGUCCCCACAGCCCGCCUGUCGAUUACCCUCACACCAUGGACUCAGUGGCAGGGAGAGCCCGACAUCUGGUGUGAGCACCCGAUCUGUUCCCUGGGAAGAUUGCCAGCAGGCGAGAGUUGGUCUGUUCACACCAGCCGGAGGCUCACCUGUCUCCGUUCGCAGCUCUGCUUCCCGCCAGCAUCGACACCGGGGGCGUUCUAAGUCUCCUGGCCCCCAUCAUCGUCAUGGAGACAGAUCCGACUGCGAAUCGGAGGCAGCCUACGGCUCCAGAAGGAGAAGCAGAAGAUCAGCAGGAUUGGAUGCAGGCAGUGAUCAUGAGUCUCGUCAUCAUCACCAGCACAGAAAGAGGAGAUCUCGGUCUCGAGGAGUGAGUAGUGGGAGUGAGUCAGAGUAUAGCAGACAGGAUGAAGGCAGAAGACAUCAGAGAAGAUCCCGGGAGAGGAUGGUAAGCUCUGAGGACCAGUGGCAUGCUGUGGAGGAAAACAAACUGGUCCGGGGGGAGCUGAGAGAGGGCCAAGAGGUUGUCGUCAAGCGACUCAAAGAUGGCGCCUUAGCGAACAACCUUAAGCACAUGGAGUUUCAAAAACAUAUCAAGAAGGAUCUGGUGGACCAAGCGCAGUACACAGAGGAGGAGCGUAGUGGUAUUCCCUACACCGAUGUUGUUCUCGACAGUGGACCAGUGAACAGCAGUAAUCCUAUCCGAGACUCCCAUUCACGAACAAGAAGCAAGAGAAAUGAGGAUUUCAGUGACAGCAACAUUAGUGAGCACUCAACAAGGCAUCAAUCUAGAAAUACAUCUUCAAAAAGCCAUCAGCACAUCAGAAAAAUGAAAAAAUCUCAAGCGCCCACACAACCAGAUGGUACCCCGCCCCCACCCUAUUCUCACAGCCACAUUGGAGAUCCUGUGCACACCUCAAGGGACCCUCCACUAGAUAGUAGGGGUGAGAGUGGCAGUAGAGGGGUCACUGUUCAGAAUGGGGAUGCAGUAGAUGGCAAGUACUCAGGCCACCUUACACCAGGGGGAGGGUUAUUUGGUCGUCAUCAGCCAGGAAGCCAUCAGGACCUUCCACUGACAAAUGGGCACCAAGGCCACGACAGACACCCUCACAGACUCCCGCAGGCUAACGGUCUCCACUCCCAGCAAGUUUCCUCAUCACCCACCCUGGGUAUGGAGGGGCUCUGUGUAGCCCAUAGCAGGGAGGACUCAGGACUGGGAAAUGAACAGGAAGAAGGAUUAACUGACAGACAAACCUUGCCAAGGCGGGAUGGCCAGCCUCAGGGUGCAGUCAGGUCUCUGCGACGGGAAAUGGACAGCCAGCGCUCCCGUAGUGACCCCAUACCCUCUGCAGAGGUCUGUGACCUGCGGACGACCUUACAGCUUACUGUGAAUGGCAGACCUGGGCCCAGACCUGACAAACAACAGGCCAGUCGAUUGGGGAUGCAAGGUUACCGUGUGGUCCAGUUGCAUUCUGGCGGCCAUGCGAUCAAUGAUGUCACGACCAAGCAAGAAGACAGUCGUCGUGGUCCAACUACCAACGGCGGCCCCGAUUACCCGACCAAACUGCGGCCGGCCCCGGCCAUAGCCUAUGGACAGAGCACAAUUCCUGGUCUGGGCCCUGCCCCCAAACUGGCCCCCAUCACAAUCAACAACAACAACAUCGAGGUUACCAGUGAAAAGGAAGUCAGUCACUUGUGGUCUGAGCCCAUCAGGCCCAGCCAUGCAGUAGUCACGUCAUCACUGGUAGACGACCAAGACAUGCGGGUGAACAGGGAUAAGGCAGGGAACCGGGAAGACUCAAUAAGUGAGCAGUUGCCAGAUUUUCCUCCAGGGUAUAAACCCAACUACAACCGAGGGGAGAAGCGAUACAGUAUCACUACGCAGGAGAUCAUACGUGUCAGCACAUUGCAAGGCGACCACCGGGACCUGCAAACGGAACUGUAAGUGUGAGCAUCCACCAAUCCUGCCCUGCAGAUGAUUUAAAGAGGACUGUCUUGUUGGGCUUGAUCUGCUCAGUUAGGGAGACGUUCGGCAUUGCUGUCUUUCGAUGUAGCUUUCAAGACCAAAGUGCGGGAAUAUAAGUUGUCGUAAAUAUUCUAUUUGCAGUUUCAUACAGAGAGAUCUAGAGGUACACCUUCCUUUAUUUCAGUUUUAUGCAAGAACCAAUUGGUGCAAAGUGCAAGUUUAUAUUUUUAUUCUGGCAGCAAACCAAAGAUUGUUUCCAAAUUUUCAAUUUCCAGAGCUGAUGCUUGUAGUUUUUGAUUCAAUUCUGGAUUUUUUUACCAGCAAUGCAGACAAACUGCAGUGCAUCAAGAUGUUACAGGUAUUUUAUUCAUGCAACCAAAUGAGUUCUUUUUUAAUGUUAACAAUGGGACAUGUACUUAAGAUGUUCAGUACUCAUAUAUUUUGCCUAAUUCUUUCAGUCUUCCAAAAGUACGAAGAUUGGGUCUUAAUUGUAGAGGACAGGAAAGAUAGAACGGAAAAUGAAAUACUCCAAUUUAGAGAGAGAUUUUUCUGUCUACCAUUUUGCUAUUUUGGGCUGAAAAUUGAAACCUUAAUGAGAAGUUUGGAGAUCAGCAGCAGCAACAAUAAAGUUUCACACAUUAUCCAAUUGUUCAAAUGCUGUAAAAAUUCCAUCAGUUCUGCACUAAAAGUUCCUUACGGCAGCCACAUGACUUUUGGCAAACAUUCUUUGGGCCUCAUUUUGAGCUUGAAAGAAAUUGUAAAUUGAAAAAGCACAUGUGUGUAUUGUAUUCCACAACCAGUUUUUUGGGAGGAUGUAAAUUUACAUUCCACCAAAUGAUCAAGCCCGAUGUUAUAUUAAAGCCACUUUCUAAAUAAGGACCUUGUAGUGCCAUUUUCAAGUAGUACUGACAAAAAGACGAGUACUUCUCAAUUUUCCAAAUGCUAAAGUAAAAGCCAUUGCAUAACAUAUGCACGUAUCAACUGAACACAUAACAAUCAGGGCUAAAUUAUUCUGUUCUUAAACUGACACUGUUUUGUUACAUUUGUAUUUGAAACACUAAUUGUGAAAUAUUUUUGUCUAUUUUUUCACAAACAGAAACUGUGCUAGAACUAUAUUUAAAUUAAGCUAGUGUGCAUGUAACUUUCAAUGACUAUGGAUUUGUAAAAAUGCGCUUUUAACCAUUUGUUUUUAACAGAUUAAAUCAUCUAUUUUUUGAACUGUUUUUGCAAAUUUUUCAUGGUACAUGUAUUUGAUAAAGCCCUGUCAACUUGAAAUUAUUUUGAAAUGUUUAGAAUAUAUGUAGGCAAUGUGGCUUGACAAGAAAAAGUGGGGUGCAUGCAAACAAAAUGUGAAAAUAAUUUGUCUAUUUGUUUUGCAUUUUAAUCAAAACCUGGCUGAUAUCAAGUUACCUUCCACUGGAUUUUUAUACAGCUGCCAUGGCGUUUAACCAUGAUUUUUUUCUCUCUCUGUACUGUAUGUCCAUGUUUGUGGAUUUGUUUCACAGUAUGGAUAUUUUAGUGGUGGUUACUACAUGUAUGGAGUGGGCAGGGCCAAGGAGGGGAGCAGUGCAGGUGAACAGUGCUUUCAUAAUGUUCUGCAUAUUGCAAAUGUGAGUGAGGGAGUAAUUAAUACAAGAUUUGUACGGUCCUAUUUAAUGCAUGACGGGAGUUGUUACGGUAUGUCUCACAGGGGCUAGAGUUGUUUGAUCGGAACUAGUCUUGAUUCAAGAAGGAAGUGACGGACUACAGCCGAGGGCAGGGGUAAUCAACAGCUGUACGUGCACUAUGCCAGUGCAUGGUUAGUUACUGUUAAGAGUGGAGUGUUUGAGUGAAGCCCUGGGGCCUGUUUCUUUGAGCAACUAAAGACAACAAUGUGAACAGGAUACAAUCUGUUUUCAAGGAAACAGGUACAUGUACACUGUACAUGUAACUGGCACAAAUUAUGCGUGAAAUACAUCGUGAUGAUUUCCUGUUGCUUAUUCUGUUAUUUUUGCUAAACAAAUAGACAGGCAUUUACUUUCAGUUAAGCAGAAAUUGAGUUAUGGCGUAACCUCUGAAUAGCCAUCAGUAGGCCAUAACUUUCACAUACUGUAAACCAACAUGUACUGGUAUCAGUUACUGGACAAACAUCUUUUUGUAUUGAGAAAUCUACUGCCAACCUAUGUACUGCACAUUUAUUUCCAAACGUGCUGCAACAGCUUUCCACUUAUCAUAGUUCAUAUGACAACUGUUAACCAAUUUGCAUGUGGCAAGCAUUCUUUACAGUUGUGCCUCGGUAUGAAUUAACGUGUUUCAUUCAAAAUGGAAGCUAACAUUCCUUAUAACUUCGAUUUUGAACAAGCAUGCGUUAAGAUUUUAACCAUAUAAAUAUUUGCGUGAAACUUUUGAUGUUGUGUCAGGAUAGAGUGCUUUUUAAUUGUAUAAAUUGUUUUUUUUUUACACUAAUUUAAUCUGGAUAUUUCUGUCAUAUAUGGUACAUGUAAGUGAAGGAUUGAAAUAAAUUUCAAUGAUGGAGGCAAAGCAUUUAACAGA
Messenger RNA from Acanthaster planci (crown-of-thorns starfish), 6097 nucleotides. RefSeq names its product erythrocyte membrane protein band 4.1 like 4A (gene epb41l4a). NCBI's taxonomy places the organism in Eukaryota, Metazoa, Echinodermata, Asteroidea, Valvatida, Acanthasteridae. Gene Ontology annotation, biological process: actomyosin structure organization. The record is from RefSeq and is a predicted model, not a curated record. Gene Ontology annotation, cellular component: cytoskeleton. Gene Ontology annotation, molecular function: cytoskeletal protein binding.